Leguminivora glycinivorella is the source of this 3307-nucleotide messenger RNA. It is a transcript of the gene Ndae1, whose product is annotated as sodium-driven chloride bicarbonate exchanger. Gene Ontology annotation, biological process: bicarbonate transport; monoatomic anion transport; transmembrane transport. Gene Ontology annotation, cellular component: plasma membrane. The record is from RefSeq and is a predicted model, not a curated record. Gene Ontology annotation, molecular function: solute:inorganic anion antiporter activity; sodium:bicarbonate symporter activity; monoatomic anion transmembrane transporter activity. NCBI's taxonomy places the organism in Eukaryota, Metazoa, Arthropoda, Insecta, Lepidoptera, Tortricidae.
UGCUUGCCAGUUUUUAAGAAUGGUUUAUAGAAGUGUGUAUUUUAAGGACGAUGGAUACAGAUUUGUCACAUAUUCUCACUUAGAGAGACCUUGGAACAUGGAGACGAGGGACGAUGAAGAGGCCCCAACGGACCCAGCGGCCAGGAAACAUACACAUCAUGAUUACACAGAACAGGACUUUGAAGGUCACAGAGCGCACACGGUAUUCGUCGGUGUCCACGUGCCCGCUCGGAGACACUCACAUCGGAAACAUAAACAUCACCACCGUAAUGGGGAAAAGGACGACCGCCCUGUGACGCCUCCGGCUCAACGAGUACAAUUUAUUCUUGGCGAAGAUGUGGACGACGCCACUCUUGAAUCGCACCCACUUUUCUCCGAAAUGGAAGAGCUGGUUAAAGAGGGAGAUGAACUGGAAUAAGAAACCGCCCGGUGGAUUAAAUUUGAAGAAGAUGUAGAAGAAGGUGGAAACAGGUGGUCGAAGCCUCAUGUCGCCACUUUAUCCCUCCAUUCACUCUUUGAACUGCGGAGCUUAAUUCUGAAUGGCUCCGUGAUCUUAGAUAUUGAGGCGAACUGUUUGGAACAGGUCGCGGACACUGUUCUAGACCACAUGGUUCUCGAUGGGUGCUUAGGUUACGAUAGUAGAGACAAGGUUAAGGAUGCUCUGUUGAGAAAACAUAGACAUCAGCACGAAAAACGAAAUCACAAUAACAUGUCACGAUUGCCACUUAUCAGAUCACUAGCUGAUAUUGGGAAGAAUCACUCGUCUUGCAAAAAUUUCCAGGACGGUGGGUCUCGUCGCAGUUCGAGUUGUCGGUCCAGUUCGUCGCCCAACACCGCUCUGCUGCAAGCAGCUGACGCAAGAGGCUCCUACCUAGCAGUGCCAGGUGGAACACAAGAAGAAGGGAUGAUAAAAAGUCCAAGCAGUCAGUCAAUGUUCCGGAAUCACAGUUCAGGUGACCUGCCAAUGAAUGGCGAUAUAAAUCAUAAAUGUAAUACGCAUUUUAUGCGCAAGAUACCACCCGGUGCCGAAGCUUCCAACAUACUGGUCGGAGAAGUUGACUUCCUAGAGAAAACUUUGUCAGCUUUUGUUAGGCUCAAAUCGGCUACAAUUAUGGGUGACUUAACUGAAGUUCCCGUCCCUACACGAUUCAUGUUUGUAUUACUCGGUCCACCAAAUAGUAAUUCCAGUUUUCACGAAAUCGGUCGAGCGAUGGCAACUCUCAUGUCAGAUGAAAUUUUCCAUGAAGUCGCAUACCGAGCAAAGAAACGCGACCAUUUACUGGCUGGUAUAGACGAAUUCCUAGAUGCUGUCACAGUAUUGCCACCCGGAGAGUGGGAUCCCACAAUUCGUAUUGAGCCUCCGGCUGCUAUUCCAUCCCAAGAUCCCAGGAAACGUCCAAAUGAAAACAAUCCCAAAGAAGAAUUUGACGAAGAAGAAGAGGAACAGAAACAAAGAGAGGAGUCAGGUUUAUCAAGGACAGGAAUACUAUUUGGAGGCCUAAUCAAUGAUCUCAAAAGAAAAGUGCCUUGGUACUGGUCUGAUUUUAAAGACGCGCUAGCGAUACAAUGCGUAGCCUCCUGGAUUUUUCUCUACUUCGCUUGCUUAUCGCCUAUUAUAACUUUUGGAGGAUUAUUAGGAGAAGCGACUGGAAAAAAUAUGGCUGCAAUGGAAUCCUUAGUUUCUGGAUUCGUAUGUGGAAUAGGCUAUGGGUUUUUUUCAGGUCAGCCUUUAACAAUAUUGGGUUCGACAGGGCCUGUGUUGGUAUUUGAGACAAUAGUGUAUGAAUUUUGCAAGCAACUCUCCUGGGAUUACAUGUCUUUUAGAUUUUGUAUUGGCACUUGGACGGCGAUAAUUUUGAUUACAUUAGUGGCUAUUGAUGCCAGCGCACUCGUUUGUUACAUCACCAGGUUUACAGAAGAAAAUUUCGCCACCCUCAUAGCGUUUAUUUUCAUUUAUAAGGCCGUAGAAAAUGUAAUAUCCAUCGGUAAGAAAUACCCUUUAAAGACACGCCCUGACGAGGUUCUCAAUUACGAAUGCUACUGUAUGCCGAGCAAUUAUUCCACUGUUCCCCAGCAUUUUAAUUGGACAACAGUUGAUAAAGACUCAUGCCAGUUGUACAAUGGAACUUUGGCGGGCGGCGGAUGCGACACAAAAGUUUAUGUGCCGGACGUUUUCUUGAUGUCCAUUAUUCUGUUCUUGGGCACCUUUACAAUAUCAAUAAUCCUCAAAGAUUUUAAGAACUCCCUCUUCUUUCCGUCAAAGGUGCGACAAAUCAUAAGCGACUUCUCCGUUAUUAUAGCCAUUUUAUCCAUGUCGUUCCUGGAUUACAAAGUGGGCGUAAAAACGCCUAAGCUCGAAGUACCUUCGGAGUUCAAACCGACGCUUCCGUCACGGAACUGGGUGAUAACUCCGUUUAAUGGGAAUCCUGUCUGGUCGGCACUAGUAGCAAUAUUACCGGCUUUAUUAGGCACUAUACUAAUCUUUAUGGACCAGCAAAUAACGGCCGUCAUCGUUAACAGGAAAGAAAAUAAACUAAAGAAGGGAUGCGGCUAUCAUCUAGACUUGUUUGUGUUGGCUAUCUUGAUUCAGAUUUGUUCAGUUAUGGGGCUGCCGUGGUUUGUUGCUGCCACAGUUUUAAGCAUAAAUCACGUGAAUUCACUCAAAGUUGAAUCUGAAUGUGCCGCGCCAGGAGAGAAGCCGCAAUUCUUAGGCGUGAGAGAACAAAGAGCCACUCAUAUUCUUAUAUUCCUCACUAUUGGAUUGUCCGUUGUGCUGACCCCGGUUCUGAGACAUAUACCCAUGCCGGUACUAUUUGGAGUAUUUCUGUAUAUGGGCGUUGCUUCGUUAAAAGGACUUCAGUUCUUCGACAGAAUUUUAAUAAUGUUCAUGCCACAGAAAUAUCAACCGGAUCACAUGUUCUUGAGACAAGUGCCCAUUCGACGCGUCCAUCUGUUCACGGCUAUACAACUCACUUGCCUCGUCUGUCUCUGGGUGAUAAAGUCAUUUUCUUCAACGUCCAUUCUCUUCCCACUGAUGUUGGUCGUGAUGAUAGGCAUCAGAAAGAGUCUGGACCUUCUUUUCACCAGACGCGAACUGAAAAUCCUGGACGACGUCAUGCCCGAAAUGACCAAGAGAAACCAAGAUGAGUUGCGCGAGCUAGGAGAUGAGGUGGGAUGGGUCACAAAAAUAUUAAAAUUAUGCCGACGGAACUAAACCUAUCACCUUUUUGGCGAACCAUUCGUUUAUUUAGUCAUCCCGCCAUGUAGACCAGUGCGCUGUUUUAUAAAUAAAUUGCGUGUUAUGUUA